GCGGCGAGCACGGCCGCAGCUUCCAGCAGCCGGCUGGGGCCGAGGCGCAGGAGAGACGCAAUGGCUGCGUGGGGCGAGCGGCUGGCCGGCGUGCGCGGGGUGCUGCUCGACAUCUCAGGCGUGCUGUACGACGGCGGUGAGGGCGGCGGCGCGCCGAUCCCAGGCUCUGUGGAGGCGCUGGCGAGACUGAAGCGGUCCCAGCUGAAGGUGAGGUUCUGCACCAACGAGUCGCAGAAGUCCCGGGGGGACCUGGUGGGGAUGCUUCGGCGUCUGGGCUUCGACAUCUCAGAGGGCGAGGUGACCGCCCCGGCCCCUGCCACCUGCCUGAUCCUGAAGGAGCGAGGCCUGCGGCCACACCUGCUCAUCCACGACGGAGUCCGCUCGGAAUUUGAUCAGAUCGACACGUCCAACCCAAACUGUGUCGUGAUUGCAGAUGCAGGAGACGGCUUUUCUUAUCAAAACAUGAAUAAAGCUUUCCAGGUGCUCAUGGAGCUGGAGAAUCCUGUGCUCUUCUCACUGGGAAAAGGACGCUACUACAAGGAGACCUCUGGCCUGAUGCUGGACGUUGGUCCCUACACGAAGGCGCUUGAGUAUGCCUGUGGUAUCGAAGCUGAAGUGGUGGGGAAACCUUCCCCUGAGUUUUUCAAGUCUGCUCUGCGGGAGAUGAGGGUGGAAGCCCACCAGGCCAUCAUGAUCGGGGACGACAUCGUGGGUGACGUCAGCGGUGCCCAGCGGUGUGGGAUGAGAGCGCUGCAGGUGCGGACCGGGAAGUUCAGGCCCAGUGACGAGCAUCACCCGGAAGUAAAGGCUGAUGGGUAUGUGGACAACCUUGCAGAGGCUGUGGACCUGCUGCUGCAGCACGCGGACAAGUGACAGGCCUUCUGGGAGGGCCCCUAGCCUCCUGCCACCCUCCCCUGUGCCCAGACCGUCCGAGGCACUGCCCUCUGGCCUGGACGGCCAAGCGAGAGGGUGCCAGCCAGGCUGUUCUGGGCUGCCCUGCCCCUGAGCCACCAGCCCCUCCUCUGUCUCCCUCUGCCGACCCCCCUCCCUCCUCUCCGGUCACAUCUCCCAGCCUCCUGGGCGAACUUUGAUCCCCACCUGCUGGCCCAUCCCCUGCCUGUGCUUCCCUGGUGAAGUCAGGAGGUGGGGCCCAUCUGUUGAACCCCCAAACCCAUUCGCUCUCCAGUCGGCCAGUCCUUUCAAUGCACUACCGAAUCGGACUCAGGCGUUUGCCCACUGCCUCUUUUCAAACAGCACUUGAGUUUUGGGAAGGCGCCUGGAGAAAGCGGGGACUCCCGAGCAGAGUCCUUGCGGCCAGAGCCGAGCCAGCCUCCCCGGGACUGCCCAGCGGCCCCUGCCCUCACCUGGUGUCAGAGGGACCGCUCAGCGCUCCCCAAGACCCCCCCCCAAACAAUGCAGCCCGCCUUUCCUAUCCCAAGUCACCUCUGGAGCCCAAACGGAGCGGCUCCCAGGGGCACUUUAAAGACUGCUGUCCUUCAGAGCGAGAACUGUAACCUCUGGAAUCCAGGUGGCAGGUGGAGGGUACCUUCUGGAGCCUUAACUCGGUAGAUUUGAAUGUGUCACCCCCAGGAAACUAACGGUUAAAUCAACUCUCUGCCCUGACCUGCGGCGACUCUGGCUCUGACUGUGCGGGGCGGGCGGCGGGGAGGAGGCACCGUCCCUGAUCCUGCCCUGGACUUGAGCCCCUGCACAUCAGGGGGCCAGGGCCCUGAGACACCUCGCCUGCCUCAAACCCUUUGUUUAACGGAGGGGGAAACUGAGGCCCCGCGGGGACCAGGUGGACAGGGCAAGCGUGGGCCUUCCUCACGCAGCAGCCCGAGGUGGCGGGCGGUGAGCUGCGGGCUUCCCAGAUUCACUCACAGCCCAAGUUUCAGGUUUCAGCAUCAAUCAGCAGAACAGAUAACUUGAAUGCUCUGUUUCUCCCCACAUCCAUCCAGAACCCACUGACAAAUCUUGGGAGACUCCUCAUGAAAGAAGUCGUGAAUCUUCCGUAACAGGAUUUCCAUUCAACGAAGGCAGAUGAUGAUAGAACGCUUGGCCCUGAACCUGAGUCCCCAGCACGGGAGCCCAGGGCCGGCAGGGUCUGUGCGAUCCCCAGGCCUUGCCCGCCAGGCCGGCCGCCAUUAAAUCAGGAUUAGGAAGAAAUGGUGGUGGCUGAGUCUUUUCAUCAAGAUGAGAGGCCCCCUGCCAGGCUCGGGUCAUUGGCUUGCAGGGGAGGAGGGGCGUUUGGCCUGUUAGCUGGCAAACAUGCAGAUGGCCUGCUCCUGGGUGGAGUCCCCUAAUUCCAGCUCGUUAGGUGACCAGCGCAGUGCGGGCAGCAGGCAGCGGGGCUCGGAAGGCGACUGUGCGGGGACGGGCCUGCAGCCUUCUGUUGGGUUUGUUCCCUCUUUUCUUUCUUUCCUUUUUCAUGGGCUGCCCUUGCCUGCUGUCCUCAGCAGGGGCUUGCAGGCAGGGCGGUUUGGUUCUGGAGGAAGGAGGCUGGGGGUCCCGCUCUCCAUGGACAAGCGGGGCCUCCCCUUGCGAGCUGCUGCCUGGGAGUGAGGACAGAGAGGGACUCAGAGGGGCAGCAGGCGCAGACCCCCGCUUUGGGCGGAGAACACGCUGCCCACCCGCCCCGAGCUGUGGGUUCUGUGGACACUGUCAUCUCCCCAUUUUACAGAUAAGGAAACUGAGGUGCAGAGAAACUGACUUGCCUAUGGGCUGACGGCUGGCAAGGGCAGGGCCGAGGCUCAGAUCAAGGUCUGACCCUGCAUCCCACGCCCUUUCUAGUCCCUUCCACGAUCCCUCCACAGGGGAUGACCUGCGGUGGCCCCGGUGGCUGUGACUUUCCAGGCGAGGGGCACCCUGACAUCCUCCCGGUGGAGAUGAAAUGUGCCUCAGGAUUGAGGUCCAGCCCUACUCGUGGGGGCGCCCUGUACCCCCGAGCCUCAGCUAUCUCAUCCUUCCCUGAGCCCUGCCGGGGACCAGGCCCGGCCAGGCCAGGGUGCCCCAUCGCCCCACUGGGGCUGCUGACCCUUGUCCUGCUGCCGCGCCGGGGGCUGCCCAGAGGUCAGGAUGACCUACCUCACCCCUGGGUCCUUCCAGCUGUCGGGCCCUGGCCUGAUGCCCACCCUCCUUCCCCACUCCCAGUUCUCAGGCCAGAGAUAGACAGAGCCACAGGCCACGGGUAGGGCUGGAGUUCAGGGCUGGCAGUGGCCUGAGGACCUGUCUGUGGUCAGGAGACACACCCCAGAUCUGCCACAGGGCCAGCAGACACGCCAGGCUCUGGGGCCGCCCAGUAGAGCUGCUGGAAGGGGUAGGGACAGGUGGGGCGAAGAAGAGGGCAGGACGGGGGCACAGGGGUCUCACCUACCCCCAGAUCUCCCAGCUCAAGCGUCCACACGGUACCAGCCCUGCGUGAAAACCCCAUUCAAACUGGGUUAAUCCAGCAAGAGUUUAUCAUCUACGAGGCUUCCAAGUCCAGGCCUGGCUGGAUCCGGGUCCCAAGAAAGUCCCAGGCUGACCCUGGGGCAGGGCAAUGGCAGCUCCAGCCAAACUCACACGGGAGAGGAGGGCGUGGCCCCAGGAGGACAUCCACACCAUCCUCUCGCUGGGAGCUGGGAGCCAGGCUGAGGGGUCCAAGUCCUCGCCGGCAGGUGUGUGCCCACCAUGGGGCCCAGACGGCUGCGGCGCUUCUCUCCUCCUCAGAUCAGGUGAACGAGGUCCCUGCAAAGGCCUGGCCUACCCGCUGGGCCACGCCUGCCCCUCUCGGGGA
Messenger RNA from Mesoplodon densirostris (Blainville's beaked whale), 3775 nucleotides. RefSeq names its product phospholysine phosphohistidine inorganic pyrophosphate phosphatase (gene LHPP). NCBI's taxonomy places the organism in Eukaryota, Metazoa, Chordata, Mammalia, Artiodactyla, Ziphiidae. The record is from RefSeq and is a predicted model, not a curated record. Gene Ontology annotation, cellular component: cytosol. Gene Ontology annotation, molecular function: phosphatase activity; inorganic diphosphate phosphatase activity. Bases 61 to 873 code for a protein of 270 amino acids. The transcript is spliced from 7 exons. Gene Ontology annotation, biological process: dephosphorylation.